Cololabis saira (Pacific saury) is the source of this 593-nucleotide messenger RNA. Its product is annotated as thiosulfate:glutathione sulfurtransferase-like. The record is from RefSeq and is a predicted model, not a curated record. Bases 77 to 436 code for a protein of 119 amino acids. The transcript is spliced from 4 exons. Gene Ontology annotation, molecular function: thiosulfate-cyanide sulfurtransferase activity. Lineage: Eukaryota; Metazoa; Chordata; Actinopteri; Beloniformes; Belonidae. Gene Ontology annotation, cellular component: mitochondrion.
AAACAAUAUGAGGAAGAAGUUGCACCGUAGCUUAUUGACGUAAAAUUACUGCUCAUUGUUGCAACUUCAAUCCAGGAUGGCGAACCCAGUCACUAAGGAAAUCUCUUAUGAGGAUCUGAAGGCACUUCUGGGAAAAAGCCAAAAUCUCUUCCUGGUGGAUGUACGCACUAAAGAGGAGGUGGAUAAAGGACAUAUUCCAGGUUCAAUUCACAUUCCAGUUGAUACAGUAGAAACUGCUCUUGCAAUGAAUCCAGAAGAAUUCAAGGCCAAGUAUGGAGUGACCAAACCAGUACUGGAUGCACCCGACGUAGUGUUUCACUGCCAGAUGGGGAGGCGAGGAGGAGUGGCCACGAAUAAGGCCCUUCAACUUGGAUAUGUGAAUGCUUGUAAUUAUAGCGGUGGGUUCAAGGAAUGGUCUGAGAAAGGAGGAAAUUGAUAUAAUUUGAAAAUGCUGCUUCAUGUAAAUCACUGUAAAUGGCUUUCUAACUGAGACACCUAGAUAAGCAACAUUGAUAAACCUAUUGAUAUUGCUUUUCAUGCAGUACUUUGCUCUUUUAUAUAUGUAUGAAAUAAAGCAUCUUAUUUACUCUGAA